AUGUCCAGCUCAACGACGUCAAAUCCGUCGACAUUAUUGCCACUGGAGCUGGUGGAUAAAUGCAUUGGGUCACGAAUCUGGGUUAUCAUGAAAGUGAUGUCCAGCUCAACGACGUCAAAUCCGUCGACAUUAUUGCCACUGGAGUUGGUGGAUAAAUGCAUUGGGUCACGAAUUUGGGUCAUUAUGAAAGGUGAAAAAGAGAUUGUCGGAACACUAACGGGCUUCGACGAUUACGUGAAUAUGGUAUUAGAGGACGUUGUUGAGUAUGAAAAUACAGUUGAUGGAAAACGAGUCACGAAGCUGGAUACCAUUUUGUUGAAUGGAAACCAUAUUACGAUGUUGGUGCCCGGAGGAGAAGGACCGGAAGUUUAA
Molecule: messenger RNA, 372 nt
Organism: Gongylonema pulchrum
Lineage: Eukaryota; Metazoa; Nematoda; Chromadorea; Rhabditida; Gongylonematidae
Source: the annotation of a GenBank genome assembly